GACAAGGGCACCCUUGAAACCUAUGCAGUUUACGGGACGCGGCCUACAACACGGAGCGGAAGCCAGCGUGCGAGUGCUCCAGUGCAGUACUGCUGUAGGGCAGGACUGCCGUCCAUCGCGUGCUACCGAGUCUCCAGGGGAGACUCGCCACGGCGUUGUUCCCACAAUGCAGACGGCGCUGCACCGCGCCACCGCAUCCUUCCCUGGGGGUGUCACGCCUAGCGACUGCCGUACACAGCGGCUCUCGCAUGUUUGCUGCUUACCACGACCCCAUGCCUCGGGAGCUGGCGCCUGCCCCGCUGUGAGCCCCUCCAGCGGCUCCUCCAGCACCACCACCCGCGGCGGCUGCUACCGGCAUGGCGCCUGUACGGGCGCCCAGCGCGCGCGGUACGGCACCAGCAGCAGCAGCCGCCGCACCGCAGUUCGGGUGCAGGCCAACUGGGGGGCGCAGGUGGAGUUCAAGGCGGGCAGGGUCGUGUCCAACUCCCCGGUGGCUGCGGGUCCGCUGCACCGGGUGCUGCUGGACGUGGGGCCGCUGGCGGGCGGGUACUCGGUGCCGGGGCAGUUCGUGCAGGUCAAGGUGGGCGACAGCAAGCCGGGCUUCUUCGCCAUUGCCUCGGCCCCGGGGGCGCACCCGGGGGGGCUGCUGGAGCUGCUGGUCAAGGGGGUGCCGGGCAGCACUGCUGAGCUGCUCUGCUCCUGCCCCCCCGACUCCGAGGUGGCAGUGAGUCCGGUGAUGGGCCGCGGCUUCCCCCUGGAUCGGCUGCCCGCCUCCUCCACCCCCUCCGUGCUGCUGUUUGCCACGGGGUCGGGCAUCAGCCCCAUCCGGGCGGUGCUGGACAGCGGGGCGCUGGCGGGCAGGGAGGUGACGCUGUACUACGGAACGCGCAACGAAGAGUCCACCCCCUACCGCGAGCUGCUCCCCGAGUGGCGCUCUCGCGGCGUGCAGGUGGUGCAGGUGUUCAGCGAGGGUGACCGGGGCUACGUGCACGACGUAUUCGAGCGGGAGGGGCUGGCGGCGUUGCCGGGGGAGGCGCCGGGGCGGGUGGGGGCGCUGCUGUGCGGCCACAAGGCCAUGUGUCAGGCGGUCACCUCGCUGCUCACCAACAAGGGGGUGCCGCCGGAGAAAAUCCUGCUCAACUUUUGAGAAGGGUCAAAGGCCAUCAUACCGAAUGUAAAUGAGCCGCGAUGGAUAAUGACUGUGAGGGGUGGGGGUUAAGGGUUGCAAGGGCGGGGCAGGUGUGCAUGUUUACGAGAGUGGUGUAGCAGGCAAAUCGAGAUUUGAGAGUGCGAGAAUGAGCGGAUAGACAAGCUGUUCAUGGCUUGAUGGGACGAGGGUGCGCUUCCUAAUGCACGCGGCUCUUCUACAGGUGAAUAAAGACUUGGUGUUUCGGCACGCAUCGCAUGAUAUCAUGUAACACCCGUUUCGCUUGGCCUGACCAACCUUACCGUGCGUACGUGCAUGUUAUGGAGCGCACCAAGACGGUAUCGUUGUAAGAAGGAAGGC
Molecule: messenger RNA, 1507 nt
Organism: Astrephomene gubernaculifera
Lineage: Eukaryota; Viridiplantae; Chlorophyta; Chlorophyceae; Chlamydomonadales; Astrephomenaceae
Source: the annotation of a GenBank genome assembly